GCUCCAGUAGAGUGAAGGUUCUAGUAGAGAAGCCAACCGUCAUUCUCCUCCUUUCUUCCUUCAAGGGUGCGCGCAUCACUUGUAGGAGACCAAAACGAAGAAGAAGAAGAAGAAAAGACGCUCGCGACUCACUCUUUCACCGUCUACUGGCUCGGUUCGACGCGACUUCGUGGUUCCGGACGAUAUCCCUCCCUCCUACUUUCACCCCGGCUUUAUUUGACAUUUCCAUCCCCACUUUCUGACUCAGAGAGGCGGACUGGCUAACGCUGACUGGGCGUAGCUGGAGAGGGUCCUGCUAGCUUGCAGUCGCUCUAAACCGAUUGAUCCUCGCGCUCUGAAGCUGUAUUCAUCCUCUGAGGCUUAAGUCCACCAGUCUUUCCCUGCAGAGAAAGACCACCACCAUCCAAAGGGGAGAUGAAGCCGGAUGGGGUUGCCACGGCAGCAAUGGAGCCAAUGGAAACACUGGACUCUAACCCAGUAAACGAGGCAGCAGGACAGGAGCCUGACCCUGCAGUCGCGGCGGCAGAGGAGACGCCACAACAUCCCGCAGGGGAAACGGGCGAAGCGGAGCCUCAGGCAGAUCUGGAUAAGAAAACCUCAGCAGGCAAAACCGCCAGCAAGUCCUCUGGUGACACCAAAGCCAAGGCUACCAACAAGGCCACUCCUAAGACGAAAACCAGCACCCCGUAUGCAUCCAAGAAUCCAUCCGGCACCCGUUCCACUGCACCCCAGAGCCGUCUGGCCAAUGGCACGUCGAAGCCCGCGAGCAACGGCGUGACUAAGAAGGCGACGCCCACUGCAGACAAAAAGAGCACCCCUACGUCUGCUUCCAUCAAAAAACCCGCUGGGACAGCAGGGGCACCAGCUUCCAAGGCCCCCGCUAAGGUCGCUGAGAAAAAGACUCCAGGGAGCGCCAAUGCCAGCAACAGUGUAAAGUCAACAACCGGCGCACCAGCGGCCAAAAAGGCCUCACACGGUGCAACCAAUGGUGUCAAACCCAGCACUACCACUACAGCUGCUGCUGCUGCUGCUGCUGCUAAGAAGCCCCCAGCUCCCAAACCUACUUCUGCAGCUCCGUCCAAGACCAGCUCUGCUGCGGCGUCCAAACCUCUGCCUCCCAAAACAACCCGGCCUACAGCAGGCACAGCAUCAUCUAGACCAGCGACUGGGUCAUCUCAGUCAGCCGGCCCAGCCAAGAGCUCCACAGCUACAUCCAAACCUGCUACCCCGAAACCGGCCUCAGCUAAGACUGCUACUCCCAAGUCAAGCCCUGCUACCCCCUCUAGUGGCAAACCGCCUCUAUCACAGGCUAAAAACAAAACCCCUGUGAAAAAAGAUCUUACCAAACCAGCAACUCCAGCAGCCAAAAAACCUGUAGAAUCCCCCCUUAGUCGCCCUUCCUCUAUAACAAAGUCUGCUAAACCAGAGACCCCCAAAACAAAAUUAGAUGUCUCCGCCAAAAAGCCUCCCACUAAUAAGAGUGUGGAAACAAAGACACCAAGUCGCCCCAAACCACAAGAGAGUAAGCCCACACCUUCCAAGGAUGCCUCCAAGAUCACCAAAACACCUACAAAUAAGACCUCCAGCCCCAAGAAAACUGUUGGAAGUACGACUCCAACUCCUGUCAAACGAGGUCCUAAAGUUGCCACAAUUAUUGAGCGUGGAAAGGAAAUAGCUGGAGUAGUUGCUGCUGCUGCAGCAGUUGCUACUGCAGCAUCGGUGUUUGCAAACCCAGAAGAGUCUCAGCCUCCUGCCGAAGAUAAUGCCAAGACAUCAGGGCUCAAUGUUAAGGAGGACCAUGAGAAGAUACAGGAGCCUGUAAAUGACCCAUCUGCAGAGCCCCUGAGGGAACCGACACCAGAGCCCGUGAAGGUACGGGAACCAACACCGGAGCCCCUGAGGGACCCGACACCAGAGCCUGUGACAGAGCAUACACCAGAGCCCAUGAAGGUACGCCAACCGACACCGGAGCCCCUGAGGGAACCGACCCCAGAGCCCCUGAGGGAACCGACCCCAGAGCCCCUGAGGGAACCGACCCCAGAGCCCGUAAAGGUUAGGGAACCGACCCCAGAGCCCGUAAAGGUUAGGGAACCGACCCCAGAGCCCGUAAAGGUUAGGGAACCGACCCCAGAGCCCCAGAGGGAACCGACCCCAGAGCCCCAGAGGGAACCGACCCCAGAGCCCCAAAGGGAACCGACCCCAGAGCCCCAGAGGGAACCGACCCCAGAGCCCCUGAGGGAACCGACCCCAGAGCCCCUGAGGGAACCGACCCCAGAGCCCCUGAGGGAACCGACCCCAGAGCCCCUGAGGGAACCGACCCCAGAGCCCCUGAGGGAACAGACACCAGAGCCCCUGAGGGAACAGACACCAGAGCCCGUAAAGGUUAGGGAACCAACCCCAGAGCCCGUGAGGGAACCAACCCCAGAGCCCAUGCGGGAACCCACUCCCGAGCCUGUGAGGGAACGGGAAGCUACUCCAGAACCUGUGCGGAUGUGGGAGCCAUCUCCUGAACCUGUGAGGACACCAUCACCAAACGCCCUGCGGGAACCGACACCAGAGCAAAGAAGUGAAGCAGCCACCGGUGUCCGGAUGUCACCUCAGAUGACUGCUUUUGAAUUAGAGGACACGGGCUCGGCUCCUUCCUUAGGAACUACGGUCAUGUCUCCUCCCUGCUCCCCAGCAGGACCUGCCUCUCCUGUUAGAGAAUCACAGAACGACUCCUCUCUGUUAGACUUGGAUGAGCCCUCUAACUCCUGGAACACAAACAAACCCGCAGCUAGUCUGGCACCCCAGAACCUGCUUAACGUGAUGACAUUCCAGGCAGGGGAGGACACAGAGAAGGAGUAUGAUGUUCAGAGGAUGCAAGGUUAUGAGGAGGAGGAAGAAGAUGAGGAACCGGCAUUUCCCUCCACAGCUCCAGGGGCCUUUUCUGCAGUUGGAGAGCCUCAGAAUUUCGGUGCUUUGCCUUUAGAUGAUUAUGUCCACAGAGAUCUGCUGUCGCCUCAUGACAAAGAGGAGGCAGUGGAAAAGGCAGAUGAAGAGAUCAAUGAGGAUGACGAUGAUGACUAUGAAUAUGAAGAAGAGCGGAGACAAGGUCACCAGCUCUCAUCUUUGGUCACCGACAUGAGUACAUCCCAACCCUCCGACGACUUCCAGGCAAGGUCAUCGGCAUUCGGAGGUUCGGCCGGUUGGCACGGCGAUGACCUGCUGUCUGGGAUGGACUCCGAAGACAUGAGCAGCUGCACCAGUAGCCGGCAGCAGGGGGUGUCGGACCUCAGCAGCACUCUGCACACGGCUCUACUGGAGGGAACGCAGAGCUCAGACGCCUUGAUCGACUCCAGCCUCAGAGGCUCUGAGGGAGACGGAAACCUCAUGGGUUCCCCUAAUGUGGAAACGCUAGCCAACGAGGAAGAAGAGGAUGAGGAUGAUGAGCGAGUGGAUGACAUGGACCUGAGCGAGGAGCAGCACAAAGUGUUCCAGGAGCACAAACAGGAUGAGGAAGAUGAUGAGGAUGUGGAGAUGCACAGCGAAGGUGUGACUGAGAGCGGUGGCAAUGUGGACGAGGAUUUUAACGAGGAGAACCUGAACCACCUGACCCACUCUGGCCCCAUGUCUGUUGGCCCCGCUGCUUCCUCCUGGGGUCAGACCAACCCCUUCUCAGAUAGGUGGGCUCAGCCGGCCUCCCAGCCCCCUAUGUCCUCCCCCAGCCCAGUGUCUGACCACGACGCGGCCGAAUCAGAGACGCCCACCCAGUCUCCUGCUCAAGCUCGUGUUGACGGCGGGGCACCUUCCUUCCCUCAGCAGACAGCACAGGAACCCCAGCACCAUCUCUCAGCCCAAGGAGACGAUGACGACAUUCUCGCCCAUCCAGCUGGAGGCGUGCCCCAGUCCGACGCACCGCACGCUCACAGCGGCAGCGAGACGAGCACCCCGGAGGAUCCCGGUGAUUACGACAGCAGCUCUGGAGUCGAGUCCCGCUCUGACAAACAGCAGACCCCUGUGCCUGCGGCCGGUCAGCCCGUUAUGGACCAGGAUUUAGGAAUUCACCUGGAGAAAGGCGAUGGAGAGGAGGAGGAGGCUGAGACUCUGCCUGCAGAUGAAGUUCUCGGAACGGGAACCCCAACCGCCCCCGCCUCCGUCCCUUCAUCUCCAUCUUCCUCUGGCGACGAGGCCAGCGACACAGAGGGGGAGAUACAGAUCAACGACCCAGAGGCACCGAUGAUGAUGAUGAUGGAUGAUGAAAGGGCAGCGUUUGAAAGUCCCCCUCCCACUGUUAGCUUACCGGCUCUGGAGGAGGAUGAGGAGGCAGGAGAUCUGCCAGCAGGAGAGGGUGAAGAGGAUGGAGGUGGAGCAACCCCUCAGUCAGCCAAUUCCGUUGCAUCUUAUGGCUUCGACUGCACCACAUCCAACGCUCACUCCAUGGCUGAGAGCUGCGGGAAGAGCCCGGGGAUCUUCUCCCUGGAGAACGAGGAACAACUUCCUGAGGAGGCCAAGGACCCCUCCCUCAUCAAGGAGCUUACUGUGCCACCGUCUGCUGCCACGGCUCAGGCCGACGACCUGCUGGGCAGCGCCGUAGACCUGAUCCCUUUGGUCUGCCACGGAGAAGACUUCCCCGGUCUGGACCAGCACCACUUCUUGCUCGGAGGAAAGGUUGCUGUAGAUCACCGGGAGAAGGGGAACCCCCUGGAGGGCAGCGAGGACCUGGUGGACCAGGAAUGCGGCGAGUCAGACAACAGCCAGACACCUUACUUCUCCACCAUAUGUGAUAAGACUGAUAGUUUCCUGGAAGGUAACGUAUAAGGCCCCCCUCCGUCAUCCCUGGAAUGCACCUUUUUCCUGCAACUCUCCCCUUCCCCCCCCGAUGUUUGUUCUUUCCUCCGGUCGGAUUAGAUGUCUUAGCAGAAAACAAGGAGACCAAGAUUGUAGGCACAGAUUUUUUGAAAAAUGAUCGAAGGAGACGGAAAAAAAAAAGACUGUAGCGAUUUUUAAAUGAAGCCUCCCUCUUUCUUACCACGUUCUGAGUGUACGGCUAAAACUCCGUUAUGUACCAUAGCUAUGAUCUUUUCUAGUCGAAUGUUCUUUUUAAGUAACGCUGCAUAUUCUGUUGCCCACGACGGCGAAUUGACUGGUUGGUCCAUUUUAACUGGGCCUUUAAACUGAGAAAGAGCAAAGAAACACCGAUGGAAGGAUACGGACUCAUUGUGUAUUUAUCCUACUGUUUUUACCAACAAAUGUUUUUUUGUUUGUUUUUUGUAUUUGCUUUGUUUUGGGGUUUUUUUUCCUGUUAAACCUGGUCCUCCUUACCCUGUGUGCACUCUCCAUGUUCUGCACUAUAGCGAUAGUCACGUAUUAAUUUUUAAACCUUUCUGUUGUUCCAAAUCUUUCAGCUUUAUUGAUAAUAAAGGUUAGUUAUUAACA
Molecule: messenger RNA, 5418 nt
Organism: Cyprinodon tularosa
Lineage: Eukaryota; Metazoa; Chordata; Actinopteri; Cyprinodontiformes; Cyprinodontidae
Gene: prr36b
Product: microtubule-associated protein futsch
Exons: 5
Coding region: 415-4800 (1461 amino acids)
Source: RefSeq, a predicted model, not a curated record